AUGGGCACCAUCAACCAAGUCAUCGAGAGAGGAUGCACCAUGCUCGUCCAUUUCGACAAGUCUGCGUCAUCGAAAGAAAUCAAAGAGUCACUAGAAACCGGAUCGAACGAAGAAAAGGCGGACGCGAUGAAGAAAGUCAUCUCGUUGUUAAUGAACGGCGAACACUUACCGCAGAUUUUCAUCACCAUCGUUCGAUACGUUUUACCGAGCGAGGAUCACUUGGUGCAAAAGUUGUUGCUGUUGUACAUGGAGAUCAUUGAAAAGACGGACAGCGAAGGAAAAUUGCUUCCGGAAAUGAUCUUGAUUUGCCAAAACUUGAGGAACAAUUUGCAGCACCCGAACGAGUUUAUUCGAGGGUCGACGUUGCGAUUUUUGUGUCGAUUGAACGAUCCAGAGUUGAUUGAGCCGUUGAUUCCGUCUAUCGUGCAAAACUUAGAGCAUAGGCAUCCGUACGUGCGAAGGAACGCGGUGAUGGCUAUUCAUAAGAUUUACACCGAAACGCCUAGAGGCGAGAUUAUGAUUCAAGACGCGCCGGAGAUUGUCGAGCAGUUGUUGAAUGGUGGAGAGUCGGAUUUGAGUACGCGACGUAACGCGUUUUUGAUGUUGUAUCAUUCGGAUCAAGAUCGCGCGGUGCAAUAUUUAAUGGCCAAUUUGGAAUCUGUCGCUAACUGGGGCGAUAUCCUACAAACAGUCGUUUUGGAUUUGGUUAGAAAGGUGUGUCGAACAGAUCCGUCGCAAAAAGGGAAGUACAUUAAGAUUAUUUUGAUGUUGCUGCAAACCAACAACACUUCUGUGAUUUACGAGUGUGCAAAUACGUUGGUUGCGUUGAGUAACGCGCCGACUGCGAUUAAGGCAGCGGCGAAUUGCUAUUGCCAACUUAUCGUCUCGCAAGGCGACAACAACGUCAAGUUGAUCGUGUUGGAUCGAUUGGCGGAUUUGAAAAAGAAUCACAGAGAAGUGAUGCAAGAUAUGGUUAUGGAUAUUUUGAGAGCGGUGGCAUCUCCGUCCGUGGAUAUUCGUCGAAAGACGUUGGAUAUUGUUUUGGAUUUGAUCAACUCGAGGAACAUCGAGGAGGUGGUUACCGCGUUGAAGAAGGAAAUUAUCAAAUCGCAAAGCGAUACCGGUUUAGGUGCGAGCGAGAAGAACGCGGAAUAUCGGCAAAUGCUGGUACAGAGCGUUCACGCGUGCGCGGUGAAAUUCCCGGACGUUGCCGGUUCUGUCGUGCACAUGUUGAUGGACUUUUUGGGCGAUCCGAACACGGCGUCAGCGUUGGAUGUGAUUAUGUUCAUUCGAGAAAUCGCGCAAACGAAUAGCGGUAUGCGCGCAUCGAUUUUGCAGAGAUUGUUAGAUUCUUUCUACUCGAUUCGAUCGAGUCGAGUGUGUGCGACGGCGUUGUGGAUUAUUGGCGAGUACUCCGAAACGAGAGAACAAGUCGAAGAGGCGUUGGCGACGUUGAAAUCGAGUUUAGGCGAAACGCCAUUCUUUGAACCGCCCUCGGACGAACGAUUCGUGGAUGAUGCGGAGGAAGAGAAGGAAGUGUACGAGUCUGGAUCGAAGCGACCGAUAGUUUUAGCCGACGGUACGUACGCUACGCAAACGGCUGUUCAAACCUCCGGAGGAGGCCCUUCGACGCCAAACUUGAGAGCGUUGCUUUUAUCCGGCGACUUUUUCUUGGCUGCCAUUUGUGGCGGUACGUUGACCAAGCUCGGUUUGAGGUACAUGAAGAGCAACACGUUUUCGGAAGAGGAAAAGAACCGAACGCAAGCGGAGGUUAUGUUGUACAUUGUCGCCAUCUUGCGCUUGGGGAAAUCUCACGUCGUCGCCCACGAGAUGGAUUACGACUCGACCGAGCGUUUGACGCAGUGCUUCGCGGCGAUAGAGUCUCCGGAAUCCGAAACCACACGAGUCUGGCUGGAAAACUGCCGAGAAUCUUUCUCGUUGAUGAUCAGCGAAAAACUCGAAAACGACGCGAAAGAACGAGAGAAGAAGGAAGAAAAGCCAAAAUCUCAAGCGGAUGAUUUGAUUGACUUCUAUCACUUGAAAUCAAGAAAAGGUUUAUCGCAAGUCGAAUUGGAAGAUGCCGUGGCGACUGAUUUACGCCGAGCGACUGGGUUUAACGACCCAGACGCGGCCUCAAACGCUAGAGAUUCCAAGUUGAACAGAGUCUUGCAGUUGACAGGCUUUUCCGAUCCAGUGUACGCCGAGUCCUACGUCACUGUUCACCAAUACGAUAUCGUCAUGGACGUCACCGCGACGAACAGAACGAACGAAGUCUUACAAAACGUGUGCUUAGAGCUCGCGACCAUGGGUGACUUAAAACUGGUGGAAAGACCGCAAAACUAUACCUUAGCACCGGGAGAAUCGAAACACAUUCGCGCGAAUAUUAAAGUUUCGUCCACGGAAACUGGCGUCAUUUUUGGCAACAUUGUCUAUGAAUCCAGAAACGAGGAUCGCAACGUCGUCGUCUUAAACGACAUCCACAUCGAUAUCAUGGAUUACAUCUCCCCGGCAUCGUGCGCGGACAUUGCGUUUAGAAACAUGUGGGCCGAAUUUGAAUGGGAAAAUAAAGUCGCCGUGAACACGAAGUUUACGGAUGUGAAAGAAUACCUGGACCACGUGGUGAAGAGUACAAACAUGAGGUGCUUGACUCCCGAGUCGGCGUUGGACGGCGAGUGCGGAUUUUUAGCCGCGAACUUGUACGCAAAGAGCGUCUUCGGUGAAGAUGCUUUGGUGAACGUCUCUGUAGAAAAAGAUAAAGAUGGAAAACUUGGCGGAUACAUUCGUAUCCGAUCCAAGACGCAAGGCAUUGCGUUGAGUUUAGGUGAUAAAAUUACUUUGAAGCAAAGAGGGCCGGAGAAGUAA
Bathycoccus prasinos is the source of this 2862-nucleotide messenger RNA. RefSeq lists its product with no specific name. Gene Ontology annotation, cellular component: cytoplasm; COPI vesicle coat. The record is from RefSeq and is a predicted model, not a curated record. The transcript has a single exon. Bases 1 to 2862 code for a protein of 953 amino acids. Gene Ontology annotation, molecular function: structural molecule activity. Lineage: Eukaryota; Viridiplantae; Chlorophyta; Mamiellophyceae; Mamiellales; Bathycoccaceae. Gene Ontology annotation, biological process: endoplasmic reticulum to Golgi vesicle-mediated transport; intra-Golgi vesicle-mediated transport; intracellular protein transport.